AAAGGAAAAUUGCUCGCGCCCGUUUGGCCAAACGCCGUUCGUGGGAGAGAGGGGGAAAGUAGUGUGCGACGGGCGGAAGCGGGAAGGAGGGAGCAAGUGUCUGCCUUGAUUUGGGAAACGAGUAUACUCUCGAGAGAGGAUUACUCCUGGAGCAGAGUGGUCGGCGGAGAUGGCCCAGCUAGUAGGAGUGGUGCUCUCUCUCCCGGGAUGGACUGGCUCUCCGCCGAGCAGAGGGAUAUCGUGUCCGCCGUUGUAUUGGCCAUUCAAAGCGAUAAGUAG
This is a messenger RNA of Acaulospora colombiana, 279 nucleotides long. NCBI's taxonomy places the organism in Eukaryota, Fungi, Glomeromycota, Glomeromycetes, Diversisporales, Acaulosporaceae. The record is from the annotation of a GenBank genome assembly.